Molecule: messenger RNA, 3400 nt
Organism: Centrocercus urophasianus (Greater sage-grouse)
Lineage: Eukaryota; Metazoa; Chordata; Aves; Galliformes; Phasianidae
Gene: FSBP
Product: fibrinogen silencer binding protein
Exons: 2
Coding region: 517-1413 (298 amino acids)
Source: RefSeq, a predicted model, not a curated record
CGCGCUGUACGUGCUGCGCUCGCUGCUCCUCCUGCCCGGUUUAACAGUCAAUAAACGGCACAAAACAAUUGUUGCUUUUUGGGGACGUCGUGGCGUGUAAAAUCUCGAGUGCGGUUUCAGUUUGAGAUACGUGUGAGAGAGCCGGAGCUAUGUGUCAGAGCUCGUUACUCAAGCUAAAUUAGGUAAUUUUUAGCUGGGUAAUGUGCUAAUCUUUAAACCUUUAUGUUUUUAAAUCCUGCGUACGUCUGGUCUCUUCAUACAAAAGUGUAUUUUGCUUGUUUCUUCUCGUCUUCUUCAGUCUGAAGCCUUAUGUAGGUCAGGCUUGGCUUAAGCAGAUUUCCUGAACCUGCGUCAGCUUAAGCUGAAGGAAUUUUAAUAAACCCUCCCUUGUAGGCGUGGGCCUAAAUGAGACUAGCCUAGUUAAGCCUGAUCUUUUUCUGUUUGUGAAAAAGAGCUGAGCAGAGCUAGGGACUGCAUGGUGGCUUCGGGAGCUGCUUCCUUAAUUCAAAGCUAACAAUGGUCGGGAAGGCCAGAUCUUCUAAUUUCACCUUAUCUGAAAAGCUCGAUUUGCUAAAACUCGUGAAGCCUUACGUUAAAAUUCUCGAAGAACACACCAAUAAGCAUUCUGUAAUAGUGGAAAAAAACAAAUGCUGGGAUAUCAUAGCCGAUAACUACAAUGCCAUCGGAGUAGAUCGCCCGCCUCGCACCGCACAGGGCCUGCGCACGCUGUACAAGAGGCUCAAAGAAUAUGCCAAACAGGAGCUAUUGCAGCAAAAGGAGACUCAUUCAGACUGUAAAAGCAGCAUUUCCGAGCCAACCAAGAAAGUUGUGGAGAUGAUUCCACAGAUUUCCAAUGUGUGUUUAAGAGACAGGAGCGGUGUACAAAGCACUAAUAUCGAUAAAGAAACAAUUGCUGGUACCAGUUCACCACAGGCAAUGUUGGAUCACCAUCCUGCUACAGUCAUGAUGGAUUUGCAAUCAGAAGAGGAUGUCAAACCUCCUCCUUCUUUGAUUAUAGACUCACAGCCAAGUGAGAACGUAGAACAAGAGGAAGAUCACCAGUUGGUGCACAUUAUGGAAAGGUCUCCUUCAACGUCAGUAUCUUCAGUUGACAUGAGAGUUAUGAUGUCUCCCUCUCCUGUGCCAAGAAGAGAUGAGUUUUUUAGGCUUGAGGUUGGAGAACGCUUUAGACCGAUGUGUGGGUAUGACCCACAGAUGUUGCAAAUGCUGAAAGAAGAGCAUCAAGUAAUAUUAGAAAAUCAAAGAAAAAUUGGGCUUUAUGUCCAAGAAAAAAGAGAUGGUUUGAAAAGAAAGCAGCAGCUGGAGGAAGAACUGUUGCGAACAAAAAUCAAAGUAGAGAAGCUAAAGGCAAUACGACUACGCCGCGAUCUGCCAGAAUACAGCACUAUCUAAAUAUUUUAUUACUUCUGCCACAUCCCUUGGAGUACUUAAUAAUAAAUGCUUUUGCCCUAGUGAAACUGUUCCUUAUGUUAAUAUGGUCUUGAAAGAUGAAAGCCUGUUUUCCAUGUUGUUGUUUACGUACCUUAAUAAAAACACCUUGUAUGGGUUUGAGUGCAUAAACUCUUCUGAUCUGAAGUAUAAUCAAAUCAUAUAGACUUAAGGAUGGUGAGAAUCCCAGUUUCUUAAAUAUUUCAACUUAUCUCUAAUAGAAUUGCAGAAAGCAAUGUAGGCUGGUUCUUUUUCAAAAUUUGAUCAUAUGCAUUAUUUUUUUCAAAUAAUUACCAAUCCUUUAUUACCUUAACGAACUUACUACUUAAGUAAACAUAUAAAAAGGAGGAGUAAGAAGCUAUGUUUAAAUAUGCUCUGCUUUUCAUGUUGGUAAAUUUUGUGACAGUGGUGAAAUUUUGCUGAUGUAUCAGCUUGGAAAACAAAAGUACUGGAUUGUUAUAUUUUUUUAAUGUUCAGUAGACAGUUGAAUAAAUGUACAUCUUUUAAAAAGUUAAUACUUUUUAAUAUUGUUUUCAGUGGAUGAGUGUUUCCAUAGGAUAUUAUGAAAAUAGAGACAGUGAAUGCAACAAUUCAAUUUUAAAAGUGCAUGCAUGCAUAAUUUGUGUGUACAGUUACCAUGAUUGUAUAUUCUCUUAGAGUAAUUAUACUGGUCCUCAACCAGAGAAGUCUAAUAAGCUCACUUGCAUGCAUAAUUACUGCAGUGCAUGUGCAACCAAGACAGUUGCAUGUGCCUUUGAUCGAUAUCAAUAUGACUGUAAGCUAUCAGAAUGGAAUAGCUUCUGUAUGUAAGUUAUGUGACUCGAAAUCAACAGAAGAUUCUUUGUUAUUCUUGGUACCUUUUAUAAAUGCUGUUGUUCUGCUCCUUUGAUUAGUUUCAAAUAAAAAGCCCAAAAUGAAAAAGAUUAUUCUGUCUGUCCUGGAAGCAGCACUUUCCUCUGCAUUUGUGAUCAGCAUUCAUAACUGGAAGAAAUAUACUGGCAAGCCUAAUUCCUUAACAAUUAAUUUCUUUGUAAUUCUUGGUCUCUUGCCUGUUAUGAAUAGAUCCACAACUUCCUUAGACCUCUGGCUCCUUAUCCCCUGUAGCAACACUUUUUCCUUCCUCCAAGCUGUAGUAAAGGAAAAGGAAAUUAAGCCAGCAACAAGGAAAAAGCGCGAGCAAAGGAAAUGUAAUUCUUUCUGUUUCUCCUAUCUCAGAGGGCUCCAAAAAUAGAAAGUAUAAAAGCAAUAGGAAGAAUGUUUUUUCCUGCAGCUGCUUGUUACUCUCAAUCCUGUCACAGUUGUCCCAACUCUCCUUCUUUCCCCAUUCCCACAGAACCUUGGUGUAUGAGUACAGGGCACUGGUGUGCCUUAGCAGGCUGUUUGAAGGUAAACCACGCUGCUCGUCAGACUUCUGAGUGAAUCAGGUUACCUUUGUAACCUCGGGGAUAAAUGCUUAUUAAAAACUAAGGGCUGGAACCAUGUAACUUAGUUCAGGGACUAAUUGAGCUUAAAGCAUUGUAGUUAAAAUUUUAUAAGAGUGGUGAGAGAGAAAUCAUCUUGACUUUCAGUGCUUAGAACAACUUCAGCAGGUUACAGGAGGAAAACUGAGGAAAAAUACAGAUUGUGAAAACAGAUGACAUCAGUACAGAAUUGCUCCAUGCUUUUCCAGUUGUGUGGCAGAGAGAAAAGUCCUUCAAGGAUCGGUUCUUUUGGGAGUUUCUGCGUGUGCUUGCAAUGAUGAUGUCUGAAUGAGUGGCUUCUGUUUAUGUACAGCCCUUGGCUUGCUUCUGCCUUUUUCAGUUCAAGGACAUUGAUCUGUUUUUGUAUAGUUAGUAACACUUCAAUGAGACAUUCAGUUCCCUGAGUUUACAAGAGUCAAAAUCUUGGCUUUAAUAAAAACUUUAUUAAACAUAACAUCUUAUUUGUUCUACUUUGCCAUCUGAAGUGUGGC